Messenger RNA from Papilio xuthus (Asian swallowtail), 1042 nucleotides. It is a transcript of the gene Gar1, whose product is annotated as Gar1 ribonucleoprotein. The transcript has a single exon. Gene Ontology annotation, biological process: snoRNA guided rRNA pseudouridine synthesis; ribosome biogenesis. NCBI's taxonomy places the organism in Eukaryota, Metazoa, Arthropoda, Insecta, Lepidoptera, Papilionidae. Gene Ontology annotation, molecular function: box H/ACA snoRNA binding. Bases 146 to 814 code for a protein of 222 amino acids. Gene Ontology annotation, cellular component: box H/ACA snoRNP complex. The record is from RefSeq and is a predicted model, not a curated record.
AGUGUCAAAAGCGUGGCUGUAAGGUGUCAGUACUAUUGCUUUGUUGUGCAGCGUAACAAAAAAACACUUAAGUCAAAAACGCGUGUGAUGAAAACAUUAGUUCUUUUAGGUUAUUUUUGGUAAAUUACAACUUUUAUUGUUAGAAAUGUCGUUUCGCGGGAGAGGAGGCGGUGGCGGGCGAGGUGGUUUUGGUGGGCGCGGAGGAGGACGUGGCGGGAGAGGUCGUGGCGGUGGCGGUGGAGGCGGCUUCAGACAACAGGACUUCGGGCCGCCGGAGACGGUCAUUCCCCUGGGCCACUAUGGCUGGACUGUUCAAGAUGAUUUAGUAUGUAAAGUGGAUAUAGAGGACGUUCCGUAUUUCAAUGCCCCUAUUUACCUAGAAAACAAGGAACAGAUAGGAAAAAUAGACGAGAUAUUUGGAAACUUAAGGGAUUAUUACGUUUCCGUGAAACUCGGGGAGAAUAUAAAGGCGAAGAGUUUUAAAGAUGGGCAGCAGUUUUACAUUGAUCCCGCAAAGUUGUUGCCGCUAAAGAGGUUCCUUCCGCAGCCCCCGGGUGCUAAGAGAGGCGUGGGACGGGGUGGUCCCCGCGGUGGUCGUGGAGGAGGCUUUAAUAGGGGAGGCGGAGGUUUCAACCGCGGCGGUGGCGGCGGUCGGGGCGGCGGCGGGUUUGGCCGUGGCGGCGGUGGCGGUGGCUUUGGCCGUGGCGGCGGUGGCGGAGGAUUCGGCCGCGGAGGCGGUGGCGGAGGAUUCGGCCGCGGAGGCGGAGGUGGGCGCGGGGGUGGUGGCUUCAGAGGUGGGCGCGGCAGAUACUGAGUGAUAGUGAUAAGUGUUAAAUAUAUUAAGACUUUCAAUGGUAAAAUAUUCAAUCAAGUUUGUGUCAGGACAAUUCCAAUGUACAGUAGACCCGCAGUAAUCUAAAACACUUUGCCUUAUAACCAGGGGCCAGAUAACUGUGAGUCAACUGUAUUUACAAAUACAAGUGUAUUACAUAAAUAAUUUUUUUUUGAAACAAUGUCAUUCAUCUCAUAAAAUGUGUUUUUC